Molecule: messenger RNA, 2358 nt
Organism: Cydia amplana
Lineage: Eukaryota; Metazoa; Arthropoda; Insecta; Lepidoptera; Tortricidae
Gene: Adar
Product: double-stranded RNA-specific editase Adar
Exons: 20
Coding region: 33-2279 (748 amino acids)
Biological process (GO): RNA processing; adenosine to inosine editing
Cellular component (GO): nucleolus; cytoplasm
Molecular function (GO): double-stranded RNA adenosine deaminase activity; tRNA-specific adenosine deaminase activity; double-stranded RNA binding
Source: RefSeq, a predicted model, not a curated record
UAUUUAGAUACAAUCUAAAUAAAUCUCGUGUUAUGGACGACAAUGCAACUGAUUUCACUAAAAACGAUUUAUGUAUGUUGCAGACAUCUAGCAGAGACAUAAGUUCUACAUCGGACUUCGUGAUGCCAGUGGAAGAGACCAUCGGGCAGAAGAGACCUUACCCUGGUCUGCGGUAUGGCGCUCCUCCCGCUAAACGCGCGCCCACCAUACGCCUCGGCGCUGGCUUCAAAUGGAACCUGCAGGCACUCGCCCAAGCGGCCAACGCGGUGGAAACCGGCGGCAAGUCGCCAGUGUCAGCCCUGAACGAGCUAGGGGUCAAGGUCACAUACAGCGUUCUAAAACAGGGCGGGCCUGCGCAUUGUCCAAGCUUCAGCGUCGCUGUUACGGUGGCGGACAUGACGUUUGAAGGCUGGGGGCACAGCAAGCGCGAGGCGCGCGCGUCGGCCGCCCGCGCCGGGCUGGCGGCGCUGCUCGCGCGCGCGGGCCGCGUGCUGCCCGCAGCGGAGCCCGGGGACUUCACCAGCGACGAGGGACGCCACCCACGCUGGGGCCCCAGCGAGCGCCUCGGCCGCCCGCGCCUGCCUCGCGGCAGCACCUGGCCGGCGCUGGCGGCCGAGGCGGAGUCGAGGACCUUCACUAGCGACGAGACACAACACCCACCGUCAGACUUCCAGUGCUUGGAAGCGCAGGCCAGGCAGGUUUUAGUUGAGGUGAAACCGGCCACUCCACCAGCCCCCCCUCCGCCGCCCACCGCGGCCACGGCCCUGUUCGGCGCCUCCGGAGCCCCGGCGGUCCACAAGAGCCCCAUCAACUCCCUGUACGAGACCUGCCCCGGCCUGAACUUCCACUGCACCUACGGAGACGGGUCCUCGCUCGACCAGCCCAAUGCCCCUCUUCAGCUCAGCCACAGCAUGCGUUUCAAGGUCGUCUGCCAGAUUAAGGACCAGACCUUCGAAGGAUAUGGUUCAAGCAAGAAGUUAGCGAAGCUAGCGGCCGCUAGGGCUGCGCUGGCGGUCUUAGACGAGGACAGAGCCCCCGCGGGUGCCGACGAGCCGGGCUGCCUGCCUCAGCCCCGCGCUGAUACCAUUGGCAAGUUGGUGAACGAGAAGUUCCAGGAAAUCAUGAAGGGGGACUUGGUGCACUCCAAGAGGAAAGUCCUAGCCGGCAUCGUGAUGACCAUCGACAAUAGACCCAACGACUCCAAGGUGAUAGCGGUUACAACAGGCACAAAGUGUGUGUCUGGAGAACACAUGUCUGUGCGGGGACGGGCCGUGAACGAUUGCCAUGCUGAGGUGGCAGCGCGACGGUGCUUACAGCGACAUCUGUACGCGCAACUACUCAUGUACGCGGAGGCUAAAGAUCCAACAAUCCCAAUACCGGAUUCGGACCUCGAGCCGGUCCCGGGCGGCGGCUACCAGCUGAAACCGGACCGGCAACUACACCUGUACGUGAGCACGGCGCCGUGCGGCGACGGACGCAUCUUCAGCCCGCACGAGCAGCCGGACCCGGCGCCGGACCGGCACCCGAACAGGUUGGCGCGUGGUCAACUGAGGACCAAGAUCGAGUCCGGAGAAGGCACUAUACCAGUGAAGAAUUGCAGCAACAUCAUACAGACCUGGGAUGGAGUCAUGCAGGGCGAGCGUCUUCUAACAAUGUCGUGCUCCGACAAAGUUUGCCGUUGGUGCGUCGUCGGCAUGCAGGGGGCGCUACUAUCGCGUCUCAUAAGGCCCGUCUACCUGAGGUCGCUAGUGCUAGGAUCCCUGUUACACCAACAUCAUAUGUAUCGCGCCAUCUGUGGCCGCAUAGAAACACAUCUGCAAUCGCUGCCGCCCCCGUUCCGCCUGCAGCGCCCUCUGCUGGCGCGAGCGGCCAGCACCGAAGCCCGGACUCCAGCGCGGGCGCCGUCUUUCAGCGUGUCCUGGUGUUCCACAUCUCCGCUCCCCGAGGUGGUAAACGCGACGACGGGUAAACUGGAGAGUGGGCAGCCGUCGCUACUGUGUAAACAGAGCAUGUUCGCGCGCUGGCAGUAUCUUGUCAAACGGCUACCCUUGCUGCCACAGGACCCGAACGGCACAGACCCCGCGCCACUACCGCCUGAUGUGGACCAGCUGCUCUAUAACGAGGCCAAGCAGUUGUGUCCCGCUUAUCAGGUGGCGAAGGAGCGUUUAAUCGAAGCGUUCGACAAGGCCAAGCUCGGCCACUGGAUCAAGAAGCCGAUAGAACAAGAUCAGUUUGUGUGCGAGAUCCGAGACGCGGCGCCCGACGCCCUGUUCGCCUAGACCGGCGCUUCCCAGGGUAGCGCCGUGCAGCCGAGGGGGGGUCAGCUUACAGGUAACAUAGAACAUGUAAACAGUCAAG